This is a messenger RNA of Paramecium octaurelia, 1093 nucleotides long. Lineage: Eukaryota; Ciliophora; Oligohymenophorea; Peniculida; Parameciidae. The record is from the annotation of a GenBank genome assembly.
AUGAUAAUCUAACCAUUGCAAUAAUAAGUGAUCAUUAACAAGGAUCAAAAUAAUUUUCAAGGAUUGACAUCACGUCAAAAAAACAAUUAUCGUGAGACUACUGUUGUUCAUAAGAAAUAUUCAAAACCAAAAUAAUUCUCAACCCAAUUCCCAUAAAUCAAAAAGGAUGAUACUCAAUAUCAAUUCAAAAUGUUUCACCACGUCUAAAAUAUGAAGAGUGCUCACUACCAAUCCAAAUAUACCUUAUCGAUGGGAAUCAUCCCUAAUCUUAUUCUGCACACCUACUUCGAUCAGAUUGUAUUCUAUGAUAUGGCCAAGUUGAAAUCACAAUCAGCUAGGAUAUCCCUUGAAGCAAUAGGAUUGGAUGUUUAUGAAAACAUUUGUGCUGUGGCUGGAAUGAAUGGAGACCUAUUGAUGAUUAAUCUCUACGAUGGUACCCUGUAUAAAUAGAACAUUAAUUUAAAAAGACACUUUAUAAACCAUGUGCAUUUCUAUCAUGAUUAUCUCCUCACUAAUGAUAACGGGGGUUUUAUUAAGAUCUUUGAUUAUUAAAAUGGACUCAAGGAAAUAUUUUCAUACGAAGACAAGUCCUCUGUCAAUCUCACUGCUGUCAACUAGAAUAAACAAAUAGCCUAUUGUGGAGAUCGAUUAGGAUUGAAUGUCCUAGAUGCUUAGUCUGCUAAGAUGAUACAUACCUUGGAUCCACAUACUGAAUUUGGUUUUGCUGUUGCCUUCAAUCCCUGUAAAGGUUAUGAACUUGCUUCAUCAAGCGAGGAUGGAUCGGCUGUCAUCUAUGAUUUGCGUUCUCCCAAACAUCCAAUUUAAUAGUUCAUAGGCUCAGAUUUCCCAAUCUACAAUGUAACAUAUCAACGCAAUGGAACUCACUUGUUUAUUGCAGAGUCUAAUUCUUAUUUGCAUAUAUUGGAUACGUAAACUAUUUGUACUACUAAUUAGCACUCUUUAUGAUACUGUCUAAAAGAUAUAAGUGUAUGGAGAGGUCUCAGGAAUAGUUAAUGACAUUUAUGAUGAUAAUAGAUUCUAUUUCAGCACAAGUUGUCAUUAUGGUGAUGGGAUAUGCGAAUUCGUUAAGUGA